Molecule: messenger RNA, 408 nt
Organism: Penicillium cosmopolitanum
Lineage: Eukaryota; Fungi; Ascomycota; Eurotiomycetes; Eurotiales; Aspergillaceae
Exons: 2
Coding region: 1-408 (135 amino acids)
Source: RefSeq, a predicted model, not a curated record
AUGCGCCUCUUAAUCUUUCCACUACUUGCUGUUUUCUAUGCAAAGCACUCUAUUGCUGGCACUCUAAGCAUUGUCGAUGUUGGUAGCCAGUGCAUGAUAUGGUCGAAUGAUAACCACGGCUGCACGGGACAUUCGACACCAUUUAGUCUGCCAAAUGGAGAAGACUGUUCGAAACUAGGCGGAAAAACCAAGGGCGAGAGUCAGAACCUUCCCAUGGUCUCGGUCGAAGCAUGCACUACGGCAAAAGGCCUGCCAGCGGUAUGGAUCUUGUUGGAGAAAACUGGGCGGAUCACUUUCUUCAACAAGCAAGGAAACAUUUCGGCCUGUACAAUGAGCGAUGGACUCAAAGUUGGUAGCAUGUGUGAGGCUGUGGAUCCAGAAGUCCUCCGUGCUUCAACCCUACAUUGA